Messenger RNA from Bacillus rossius redtenbacheri, 11151 nucleotides. RefSeq names its product intermembrane lipid transfer protein VPS13B (gene Vps13B). The record is from RefSeq and is a predicted model, not a curated record. The transcript has 28 exons. Bases 81 to 11120 code for a protein of 3679 amino acids. NCBI's taxonomy places the organism in Eukaryota, Metazoa, Arthropoda, Insecta, Phasmatodea, Bacillidae.
GUGUAAAACUGUGACGUGUGCCGUGUUGUUGUUAGUGAAGUUUGGGAGCAUGAGGGUGGCCGGCAAGCAGACGCCCCACCAUGUUCAAGAUUGAGUCGUACAUCACCCCGAUACUGCUCAGCUAUGUGGACAAGUAUAUCAAGGACUUCAGGGCCGAGGACUCCCAGGUGUCGCUGUGGGGCGGGGACGCCUCCUUCCACAACCUGGACCUGCGGCUGGAGGUGCUGGAGCGAGAGCUGCCCCCGCCCUUCCGCCUGGCCAGCGGCCACGUGCACCAGCUGCUCAUCCACGUGCCCUGGACCAAGCUGGCCUCCGAGCCCAUCAGCAUCACCAUCAACACCAUAGAGUGCAAGUUGGAGCUUCGUGGCGCGGACGCGGGCGGCUCGGAGUCCGCGGGCGGCAGCGGUCCAGGCAAGGACGCUCGUAGACGCACGCGCAGGCAGGAUGUGGAAGCCCCCCCAGGCUACAUCCAGAGCCUGAUCAACAGGAUCGUCAACAACAUCACCAUCAUAUGCAACAACGUGAUCCUCAAGUACGAGGAGGAGGACAUUGUGUUGUCCGUGAACGCCAAAACCGUGACCUUGCAGUCGGCCAGCAGCUCCUGGGAGCCUGCUUUCGUGGAGAUGGCGUCCCCGCACGGGAGGCUCCGGAAGCUGGUCAGCCUGUCCGACCUGACGGUGUGCCUGGACAAGCGCAACUCCUCGGGCAAGAUCGAGGUGUACCAGGAGCCGCUGCUGUACCGCUGCUCCAUGGAGGUGCACCUGCUUCGCGACCACCGCCCGUCGCUGCUCAGGGCAGACGUGCGCUGCGCUCAGGUGGACCUCAGGCUGACGGAGCAGCAGGUACCCAUGUUCCUGCGCCUGCUGCAGCUGUGCCUCACGCUCUACCGCAAGGAGCUGCGCCCCGAGCCGCGGGAGACGCCCCCUGGGGAGCCCCCGCCCGACGACACGGGCGAGAGCUCGGACUACGGGGAGGAGUCCUGGGUGGGCUGGGCGUGGAACCUCCUGCCCGCGAUGCCCCUCGCCUGGGACGACGACGACGACGGCGGCCAGCCGGAGGGGCAGCCCCCGUCCUUCCGGGGCCACACGCUGCACCUGGGCCUCUACGUCGACAACGCCUCUGUCGCCUUCAAGGUGACGGAGAGCUCGGCGGAGAAGAGCUUCUACGGCUCGCGCAAGGUGCGGUUCGUGCCGUUCCUGCAGCUGGACCUGCAGGGGUGCUACCUGAGCUGCGUGGCGCACGGCGCCGUGUGGCUCAACACGCGGCUGGGCGCGAGCGGCGUGCGGCUCCGGCCGGCGGGCCAGUGCUUCUGCGGCCAGGACGAAGCCGACGACGCCGUGUACCUGGUGUCCGGGAAGGAGCAGACGGCCUUCCUGCAGGACUCGCUGUUCCACCCCGGCUCGCAGGAGACCCCCGGCUACAGCAUCUCCUGGAACCAGCACGUCGAGACCAACACGGAGGCGGUGCUGCUGGAGAAGUCCCCGGCCUGCGCGGUGGACUACAUCUACAUGCUGGAGGUCCCGGACGACCUGGCCUCCGAGCAGAUCUCCGAGCUGGGCAGCGACCUGGAGUACAGCGACCUGCCGGAGAAGUCGCUGUGCCGGCUGGUGGUGGGGCCGACCUCCCUGGACGUCUGCUCGGGCCUGCUGCACCGCGCCCACAUGGUCCGCCACGCGGCCGGCUUCUACGACUACGCCCCCUACAGCGAGCCCGGCCCAGAGCCGGCGCGGGACGAACUGCCGCCCGUCACGGAGGAAGACUUCGAGGCCCUGGACCAGUACGUGCCGCAGCAGGUGGCGCAGAUAACGCUGAUCAAGCCGGUGGUGCGAGCGUUCCUGCCCGCUCACCCGCCCUUCGACCCCCGCUCCUUCCACGCCUUCAAGAAGAGGCGGAAGGGGCGCCCCUCCCAGCCGCAAGGGGGCUUCCUGCCGAGCGUGGUGGCCGAGUGCAGCUGCCUGGACGCCAGGAUCACCAGGCCCAUGUACCCGCGCCGGCUGGUGACCGUGACGUGCCAGCUGCCGUCCCCCCCGCACCACAUGUUCUCCCUGUGCUACCGCGCCGCCUCCCUGCAGCUGAUGGACGUGCGUUGCCGUGUGGUGGUCGGCCCGGCCCGGCAGACGACCGUGCUGACGUGCAGCCGUGCCUCGUGCUCCGAGGAGACUCUGCUGCUGCCGCAGUACUGGACGGACGUCGACACCCCGCACCGCAAGCUGUUCCUCCUCGCAGAGAGCCUGACGACGACCUUCACGAAGCCCAAGCUGCUGGUGGCGUGCGAGAUCCUUCGCUGCCUGCGCGACGGAGACGGCUCUAAGAGCGGCCUGCGCUGCACGACGCUCCUGUCGGACGCCGCACGGGAGACAGGGUUCGAGUACCUGGAGGUGACGGCGAAGGACGCCCAGUACCGGCGCGUCGCCACCCCCUGCACGGCCGCCCACUCGGCGCGGCUGGGCGCGCUCACGGUGUUCGUGCUGGAGCCCCCGGGCGAGCGCUGCGACGGCGGCCGGGCGGAGACCCUGCAGGCCAUGGUGGUGUCGGGGCCGGGGGGCGGGGCCCCGGGGGACUGCCCCCUCGCCAGCCUCACCCUCCAGCACCCCCUCGACCCCGCGCGGCAGCUGCACGCCCUGCUGCUGCUCUUCACCGUGCAGCAGGUGGACGUGUGCGUGGACCCGCUGCUGUGGCGCUGGCUGCAGUACCGGCCCCGGGAGGUCGAGGGGGAGGACUCCCUCUCGGGCCCCCGCCCCCCCGCGCCGCCAGCCCCCCCGCCGCCCCGGGCCCGCCGGAAGCUGUCCUCCGACACGGGCUCCGGGUCGGCGGGACGCCACCGCGCGGCCCCGAGGGAGUCCGUGCACAGCAGCUCGGACCGCGAGGUCCCGGCUCCCGCCAGGCCGGCGUCCAUAGCCGAGGACGCGUCCGUGUCCGCCCAGCAGCCUCCCGCCGCGGAGCAGUGGUGGGGGCGGGAGGCGCUGCUGCGCUGGUUCCCGGCGUGGCGCGGACUGGUGAUGCAGGGCCGUGCGGGACACGUCACGCUGUACCUUCCCGCGUCCAGCCUGUCGGCCGUGGGCAGCCGCUCCGUGGGGGAGGCCGUGCGAGGGGGCCCGGGCCACGACGCGCUGGUCCUGAGGCUGCCGGCCGUGGCGGUGCACAGCGCGGCGUGCAAGCAGGGGCUGCCCGCGGGCACGGACCACCUGCCCGUCCGGCUGCCGCCCUCCGUCUGGGCCCCAGGGAGCACGAGCUUCCCGUGGAGCGUGUCGCUGGCCGAGCUGGGCUGCCACACGGUGCACCGCGGCGUCGCGGCCGACCUGGUGCGCCCCUUCUCCGCCACCUCCACCGUCAUCGUGACCACCAGGCCGCGCGCCGACGAGGGCGCCCUGGCCGCGCUGGGCGUGUGCGUGCACGUCGACAUCAAGCCCGUGCAGCUGUCCGUGUCCUGCUCCCAGAUGCGGCUGGUGGUAGAGGUGUGCACGGGCGGGCUGGCGCAGGCCACGCACGUCCUGGUCGCGCACGAGGCCGCUGACCCCGCGCCUCCCCCGUCCCCCUCGCCCUCGCCGGCCGCCUACAAGGCCAGCGGGGACAGCGACGCCUCCCCGGCGUCCUCGGUGAGCUCUGCCCGCGCCCUUCCAGCCACCAGGGACGGGCAGCCGGACCCCGUGAAGGUGACGCUGUGGAUGCAGGCGACGCUGGCGCGCGUCACCGUCUCGCUCGGUGCCACGGGCCCCGCCCGAGACGCCCUGCGCGUCACCCUGGACAUGGAGGACAUCAUGACCUCGCUGGACCUGCAGCGGGUCUACCUCAAGGUCAUCAGCAAGGUGUCCUCCGCCAGCGUGCAGCACUUCGUGAGGCACGUACCCCGACCCCUUACUUACUACUGCAUUCUGUCAUCUUUAAUUCGAGGUAGUGAACCAAGCUGCGUGUGUGUCGGCAGGAAGCGCGAGGGCGGGCCGUGGCAGCCCGGGCAGUUCCUGGGGCUGGUGAUGAAGGCCCAGGAGGAGGGCGGCGGGGCGCCCGGCAGCCUGCGCGACGCGGACGACACCGCCGGGGGCUUCCUCCGUGUGACGUUCACCCGAGUGCGCUGCCGCGACGCCCACAGCCGCUGGGGCGCCCGCAAGCCCAGCAUCCUGCUCACCACCGCGGCCAGCCCCGCCACGGCCGCUGAAGCGGCGGUGGCAGGCUCGUCCAGCUGCAUCAGCGAGGUGGUGGUGAAGCUCCAGGCCGUGGACUGCGUGCUGUCGGCCGCCGCUCUGGCCGGCUUCCAGCCCGUCCUGGAGCCCCUGCUGUCCUCCCGGGACCCGGCCCCGCCCGGCGAGCCCGUCCGCUCCACCGACAGUUUGUUGCAGCUUCUCAACAGCAGCACGCUGCCCCUGCUCUACCUGGACACGCACGCAGUGAGGCUUGUCAUGCCCGCCGUCGACCUGGCCAGCGAUCCCCACGCGCAUGACGUCUGUGUCUUCCAGGUCGACGCCUUCAACUUGAAACCCAAGGCAGACAACCCGGUGGGGCGACUGGUGGUGCGGCCAGACGUCUACCAGCAGGCGGAGCGCACGCGCCUGCUGGGCGUGCCGGGCUCGGAGGUGGAGGACCGGCAGUACCAGCUGGACGUGCGCGGCCUCGCCGUGCACACGGGCACGUGGCGCGAGCUGGCGCGCGUGCUGGGCCGGCCCGCCUCCACCGCCUCCGCCCUGCACACCAUGAGCGAGAACCCGGCGCUCGAGUGGAACAACCUGGCCCCGAGCGACGAGGACAUCCUGCCCCACGCCACGCUCCUGCCCGUCGUGUCCCGCCUCAACGUGUGCGCGGUGCUCGCGCCCGCGGUCUUCUACCGUGACACGCUGGUGUGCGGCGCGUCGCUGGAGGCGGGCGCCACCUCGCCCGUCCACGCCUCGGUCAGCCUGGGCCAGCUGCGUCUGGCCGCCGCGCUGCUGGCCGAGACGCUGCAGCUGCUGGGGGGGCAUAGCGCGCGGGCCCGCGCCUCGGAGCCGCGGCGCGCGGACGAGCCCGAGGACAGCGGCGUGGACUGCGCGGACGCCUCGAGCGCGGGCGCCAGCAGGAGCCGGCUCUCGUACAGCUCGCUGCAGGUGGCCAUCAGGCGCCCGCCGCCCCGGCCCAGGCCCAGGCCGGGCCCCGUGGUGCCCGUGGAGGCGCUUCUCACGGCCGGCACCGUCGUCCUGGCGCUGUGCGAGGAGGCCGCGGGCGACAUGCUGCCGCUGCUCCGCGUGGCGGUCGCCGAGCCGCACGUGUUCGCGUCGCGGCUGCAGCUGAGCCGCAAGCUGCAGGUGUCGUGCUUCGACCUGGCCGUGAGCUGCCCCGCGGAGGAGCGCGCGGUGCGCGGCGUGCCGGGGCCGGAGCACUUCCCGGCGCCCGUGCUGGAGACCAAGGCCGGGGACCCCCACCCGGGCACGGGCAUACCCCCGUCCUUCCUCACCGCGGUGUGGAGCGAGGGCCUGGGCAGGCCCGCCGGGCUGGACCUGGAGCUGGGGCGACCCACCCGGCUGCACGCCAGCGCGCGGCUGCUCUCCGGCCUGGGGCGGACCGCCGCCAAGCUCCUGGCCGCGUGCCCCCCGGAGGUCCCCGACGACGAGGAGCCCCCUCUCGCCAGGCUGCGGCGCUUCCUGUCCCACACGCCCGGCGCGCGUCUCCGGUCCGGCCAGCUCGCGGUCGCCUUCCAGACGUCGCAGGGCUGGGUGGCCACGCUCAGCGUCCUCGGCUCGUCGGUCAGCGUGCACGCGCCGGGGGACCGCCUGUCUGCCGUCUGCUCCGUAAGCUGCCUGACGGUGUCCACGUGUCACGGCGGGGAGUCCCGCCUGCUGGUCAACCCCUGCACCUUCGACGCCACCGCCAGCGUCUGCUGGGAGGCCUGGGACAAGCAGCUCACGCUUCCGCAGGUGCAGGUCUCGGUGGACUCGGACUGCCUGCUGGUGGACGUGGGCCCGGAGCAGGUGCGCUGCUUGCGACACCUCUGGCGAGAGCUGGGUGAGUGGACGCAGCUCCUGGGGCGCCCCGGGGCCCCCGCCCGGGCCUCCGAGGGGCCUGACCCCGGGCCCCGCGAGGACCAGCACUACCACGACGACCUGCGCGCCGGGGCGUUCCGCUACUGCGACGCGGAGGGCUCGGCCCGCGACCGCCCGCCCCUGCCUUACCAGGUGGUCUUCUGGGCGGACCCCCCCACCAUGGCCUGGCGCUACCCGCAGCCCCGCGCCCUCACCAGGGUCGACGUCUUCCCCGUGCCCUUCCAGCUGGCCUCGGACGAGCAGCCGGGGGCAGACCAGGUGCUGUGCUCGCUGGAGCACUGGAGCGAGUGCCGCGCCAGCUACCAGCCCUACGCCACCUUCAGCCUGUCCGAGAGCGAGAUGUGUCGGCUGGAGCUGCCCCGCCCGCCGCGCGUGGUCGCGUCCUGCGCGUGGCGUGUGCGGCUGUCCGUGCGCCCGCGCGACGGCGGGCACUUGUCGCCGCGCGCGCUCGCCGCGUGCAUGCUGGUGGACUCCUCCUACUGCCCCGCGCUGCUGCCCCGGGUGCAGCUGGCGGCCAGCGUCUCCUGCCUGCGGCUGUCGCUGCACAACCAGCUGCGCGAGGACGACGUCCCGCCCGCGCUCGAGGGCUACGCCGUGGACGGCCUCGUGCCCGAGUCGCAGUGCUUCCUCACCCUGGCCGCGGACUCGUGCCACGCCUUCCUCGGCGGCCGGCUGGCCCAGGUGGGCGCCCGCGUCUCCUGCAGCGUCACGGACUACGCCUGCCUCGGCCGGCGACACAUCGUCGAGCCGUUCGGGCUGCGCGCGGAGCUGGUCUCCGGGGACGCCGCGCAGGUGUCGUGCGUGGCGGAGCCGGUGGCACUGAGGCUGGGGCCCGGCCUGGCCCGCACGCUGGCCGUCUCCGCCGAGUCCUGGGCGCAGGCAGGCCCGGUGGUCCUCACCGGGUACGUCGUCUGCAACGACACCGCGAGGCCGGUGAGGUUCGGCCAGGCGGGCACGGACGAGGACGUGCUGCUCAUGAGCCGGCACUGCCACAUGUACGCGUGGCGCUCGCUCGGGGCCGAGCCGCUCCUGCGGGUCGGGAUAGAGGAGGGCCUGUGGGUGUGGUGCACCCCGUUCCCCGUGCAUGCCGACGGCGUGCGCUGGUGUCCGCUGAGCGACUGCGGCCGGAAGGAGCUGAACAUCGUCGUGAGGGUGGUGUCCCUGUCGGCCACCCAGAAGAUGGUCGUCAUCUCCGGGCAGUUGGUGGUGACGAACAAACUGGUGCAGCAUCUGGAGUGCCAAGUCGUGCGCUUGCUGGACGACAACACCAGGUCGGCGAGCGACGUCCAGAACUUCAUCGUCGCGGGCAACAGCACCGUGCCGUCCAUCCUCGUGGACUGCGGCUCGAAGAUGGUGCUGAGGAUACGUUUCCACGGCCAGGACAGCGCGUGGUCGGGCGACAUCCCCCUGUGCAGGAACACGAAACAUUUCAAGCCGUGGCUGGUGAAGGUCCCCCUGCAGGACAGAGGCCAGUUCCUGUGCGUGUGGUGCCGUGUGAUCGUGCAGAGGACGGGCGCGAGCCACGCCAGGAUGCUCGUCAUCCUCUGCCCUCUGUACAUGAUCUGCUCGUGGCUCGCGAGCCCGGCCAGCGUGACGGUGGACACCCCCGGGCUGCAGGUCCGCCUGGAGUCCGCCGUCAGCGGCAGGGGAGAGGUGCAGCAGCUGUACUGCCCCGGGACCAUCGACCACACCCACAGCCUCACCUUCCAGCUGCGCGGCGACGUACCGUCGUCCAGCCCGGUUCCGCUCUCCUACACCAUGGUGGACCAGCGGGAGUUCUUCACUCGGGACCUCUCGCGGGACGUCGACAUAGACCAUGUCCUGGACUCGCUGACCACCGCGAAGCAGCCGAGCUGGCCGUACCUGGGGAAGAAGUACGAAGGUGUCGAGUGGAUACCGGCAGAUCAGCCCGAGACCGACGUAAGGGUUAAGUACGAGCCCUUGAACGAGUUCUGCAGCACGCUGCUGGUCACAUUGCAGCCGUGGGCGUUGAUCGCCAACUUGCUCGGGGUCGAGGUGUCUCUGGUCGUCGGAGGCAAAGCAGUUUGCCAGCUGCCUCACAACGGAGUGGUGUCCCCGCCCAAGCUGCCGGGCACGUUCUACCUGGAAGCCGCGCAGGGCGACGUGUUGUACCGCUCCCAGGCUCUGCAGCUCGCCCGUCCGGAGCACAAUACCAGCUUCUACAUGCCGCGAAUCACGGGGCUCAUCCCCAGCCAGGGCAACACCCAGGUGUGCAUGCAGGGCAGAUCGAGCCUCAUGUUCGUCACCAUAGAGUCCGACUUGGUCAAGGAGAUGCACACCAUCAGCGUCCAGCCGAGAUACAUCCUCGUAAACUGCUCGUCGUCCGCCCUCGAGGUCGUGGCGUUGGCCGUGGCAGUUGGCGGUGGCAAGAAGCACGUAUUUGCUGGCGGCCCGAGCGUCUCGCUGCCCGCGUGCGGCAAGGAGGGCCUCCCGUUGAUGCACUUCUCGAAACUGGGCGACGGUGACGAGUGCCUUGCUCCUUACCUAGCCUUCAGUCAGGGAGCUGGUUUCAGCUGUCCCGUCCAAGUCAGCACCGCAAGGGCUCGCCAGAACUUCACGGUGCCGUGCACGGGUGCGAUGGUAAACAACGCGGCGUACGUCCUGACGGCACAGGAAAGGGAUGGGCAGGUGUUUGUAGCCGUGCAUGCGGAGUCUCACCCCCCGGUCGUCCUCCACAACAAGUGUCGGUUCAGCCUGCUGUGCGCGCAGGUGUCCGCGGACAAGGACGGCCAAAUCGUGGAGGAGAGCGCGGAGUUCGACUGGUGGUGCAUCGUGGAAGCUCUCAGCUCUGCCCACUACAGCAUGCCCCUCCUCUGUGAGUGCUUCCCCUCCUUGGGGAAGGGGGGUGCGGCAUCUCACAUCGCAUUCGCCAUCUGUUCUGGCGAAAACCCUGAGUGGUCUCUUGGUUUCUGCGUUCUGGAUUCUUGGGAACAAUUCAUACACAUUCCGAGACACGGUGAUGUCAAGGUGAAGGUUGAGAGGUUUUGUCACACCUCUCACGUCACUGUUGAGACCGUCAGUCACGUUGAAAUAUCUGCCCGAGACAUCAGGAGCCGUCUCAGCAACAAAGAUGUGCACGGUUCUUCAUCAAAGCUUGUAAGUAUUGCGUCCUGUGAAAACAGUGUUGACGACAAUAGGCUCGUAAAAUCUACGGACCAAACUCAACUGACCAAUCAGAUGAAGGUAGGCCUUUCCACAGCUCAGACUUCUCUCCAUCAACUGGUCAAUACAAGAUUUGAAAUAUUUUUACAGGGCUUGUGUGUGAAGAUGUUAGAUGAUUUACCAAAAUCAAAUUUGGACAGGACAGAAGUUAUUAAUUUGAGUUUGGAUGGUGUCUGUCUAGAGGUGGAGGCUUGCCUUCUUUCACAAAGGAGAAAAGAAAUUGAUAUAAGUUUAAUGGUUGGUGAUGUGCAACUUGACAACCAAAUGUUUCACAAUGGCGGUUUUGAUUUUCCAGUGAUUUUCACGAGUCAAAUGAAAAAAAAUAUUAGUUCCAGCUUUACUUUGUACACUCCAGCCAUAAAAAUGCUAGAGCAGAUCCGCAGCCAGGCACUUCUCAAGGUAGCAGUUUUCUUGGAACAGUCCUGGACUGAAGAUGAAGUAGUAGUCAGUGGUGUGAAAAAUCUCAACAUAAGCAUCGGACCACUGUGUGCAUACAUCGAAGACACGUUUGUAGUCAGGAUUUUUGAUUAUUUGUCGAAUUUUCUGCCGCACAAAUUAGUUUACAUUCCGAAACACGUGCUGGAGUCGCGCCGUGCCUCAUCGACGACCGCGAUCCCCGAGGAAGUGGCGUGUGAUCUGUCGCAGCUGGCCUCUCCGCUGCGCAUGGACCACUUCGUGGUGCGGCCCGCCUCUCUCGUGCUGAGCGUCCACACGUCGGUGAAGCUCUACAUCGCCAUCGACCACUCGCCCCUGCACUUCGCGAGCUUCGAGCAGCGCCGCGUGGCGACCACCCCGUACCGGCUGGGACACGCGCUCACCACGCACUAUGUGUACGGCGCAAUCUUCGGCGCGGGCUGGGUGGUGGGCUCGCUCGAGCUCAUCGGCAGCCCCGGGGGGCUGGCCCGCACAGUGGGCUCCGGGCUGCGCGACUUCGUGUACCUGCCCUACCGCGGCAUGCUGCAGGGGCCCCGGGGCUUCCUGGCGGGCGUCACUCACGGCUCGGCCUCGCUCGUGAAGCACGUGACGGCAGGCACACUGUCCUCGGUGACCAAGCUGGCGGCGAGCUUCGCGCGCAACGUGGACCGGCUGUCGCUGGACGGGGAGCACCUGCAGCGCACGGAGGAGCUGAGGCGACGCCGGCCGCAGGGCGUGGCGGACGGCCUGGCGCAGGGCCUCACCGGCCUGGGCAUUAGCCUGCUGGGUGCCAUCGGGGGCAUCGCGCACCACCCCUUGCAGUCCAUGCUGAGCGAGGGGGCGUCGCCGCGCGGGCUGGCGGCAGGCGUGGGGCGCGGCCUGGUGGGCGCCGUCACCAAGCCCCUGAGCGGCGCGGCCGAGCUGCUGGCCCUGGCCGGCCAGGGACUACUGCACGGCGCGGGCUGGGCCUCCCUGCCCCGGGCGAGGCACGCGCCCGCCCGGGAGCUCGCCCGCGACGACCCCAACUCCCUGCUCAAGUACAGCUGGAAGCUGGUGGCGGGGCGGCACGCGCUGCUGCAUGUCGCCGACGCCACGCUCCGCACGCCGGCCGGCCACAGGCCGGUGGCCCUCGUGCUCACCACGCAGGCCCUGUUCGUGGUGGACGUCGAGGAGGACGUGUGCCAGAGGGUGCUGUCCCUCUCGGAGCUGGCCGUGGCCGAGCGCUCGCCCGACCCGACCCUCCUCUGCUUCCGGUUCAGGAUGCCGGCGAUGCCCAUGGACAUGGACCCCGCGUCGCACGCGCGGGUGGUGGACUACGUGCGGCACAGCGCCGCCGCCGCCUGCCCCGACGACAGUCCCUCGGAGGCGGGCACGUCCCAGUCGGACGGGUCCUGCGAGCAGGGCCAGUUCGACGCCCCGCUGACCUUCCUGGUCGCCCCGCUCUGGAGGGACCACUUCGUGAGCGUGCUGGAGCUGGCCAAGAGGCACAGCGAGGGGAGGGGCUUCGCCGUGUUGUAGCCUCCACAGCCAAUAAACAUGUACAUAUGUA